CGACGGUCUACAUACUCUCCCCAGCCACGAGCGAUCCACGUACGGAUAAGCCUGAUUAUAAGGAUGGGCUCUUCAGUCCCGAGCCCCCGACCUGCCACAUUUCCGUACUGCCGUUGCUGGGACUCCCCAUGCGUCAGGCAUGGCGAAGAUCAUCGACAGUAAUGGCGCUGACAAAGCGAAGAUGGCGACGUUGUUUAGCAAGGAUCGCUCGAAUCAUACUGAGAGGCACACGGAUGGGAUGCGACAGCAAAACAAGUACCAGUCGCUUCUGCGCGAGGCGCAGGCUCAGCCAGGGUGCUCCCAGUGCGACGCGCUCCGUAAAGAGUGCACUGACCUCCAGGCCCGUUGCGUGCGGCUGGAGUGGCAACUUGCCGCCGCAGUGACAGUUGUCGACAACGGCGGCACAGACGCGGAGGGUCGCCAGGAGUCGCCGAGUACUCCAAUUUCCGACCGCCCUCGCCGAAAGGCCGCCAGGGCUGCGGCACGCGCCGCCGCCGCCGCCGUCAACAUCGCCGCGGCCAAAGAAGCUGAUACUACGAUCAAUGACGCUGCGGGGGCCCUUAGACCCGCCUUGACAGAGUCGGGCAGCUCUGCUCCCGCAAUUUCCUCGUUCUGUAUGCGGGCACUGGAUCCCAGCCUCCCCCAGGAUGGCCGCGAGGCUGUCUUCGGCGGCGGACCGGGAGCUGCGAUGCCGUCGGCCGCUCCGGUGCAGCACGAGCAGGAAGUUGCGAUGUUGACCGAGAGAAGCUGUCUGCACCUGCGCUGGAUUCGGACCGUAUCGCCAGGGCUCCUGGUGGUGGCGAUGCUCCUGUACGGGAUCUGGCUUCUCCUGACAGUGACGGUGCAACUCCCGCUACUGGCUAAGCAGGCAUCAGAUAUGGUUCCGGUCAAAACCUCCUCACGUCCCGGUGGCGCUGAUGCCUGGGCGAACCAGCUGCCGGCAGAGACCCGCUUCUAG
Tricharina praecox is the source of this 958-nucleotide messenger RNA. RefSeq lists its product as uncharacterized. The transcript is spliced from 6 exons. Lineage: Eukaryota; Fungi; Ascomycota; Pezizomycetes; Pezizales; Pyronemataceae. The record is from RefSeq and is a predicted model, not a curated record. The coding region runs from base 140 to 958 and encodes 272 amino acids.